AUUUUCUAUGCAAGCGGAAGUGACUUGUGGUUUUUGCAAAGGGGAAUUAGUGAGACAUUCGAAGUGUCAACAUUUCCGUCCCAGAGGUUAGACAGAUCUCUGACCAUGUCCCUGACAGAUGUCUGACUCCACAGCAAUGGGUUCAUCUCAAAGCACUACCAAUUCUGCAGGCGACACGACUCUUCCCCCGGAGCUGCUGCAGGAGAUCUUCGUGAACCUCCCUGCCCAUCAGGUGGUGCGAGUCUGUCCACUAGUUUGUCGUGAAUGGAGAGCAUUGGUCAACAGUGAGUGCCUGUGGAAGGAGCGGUGUCGGCGCGAAGGCUACAAGCCCGGCGAUGAAGCGGGGCAGGAUGUAGUCAAAGGCUGGAAAAUGUUCUACUUCCUGUCGAAAGACAAACGGAAUCUUCUCAAGAACACGAAGGCAGAAGAGGGCCUCAAAUAUUGGAACAUUCUGUCCAAUAAGGGAGAUGGGUGGGUGACAGAGGAAGUGAGGAGUCCCCACCCAAAUGAGGGAACAACACAAACCUUUGUUAGCUCUUAUGGUCCAUGUAUUAAGUCUCAGCUGAUUGACCUGAGGAAGGAGGGGUACAACCACCACAUCAUGGAUAAGUUCCAGCCAGAUAUCAGAAUAUCGGAUUGUUGUGCUUCAAAAUUGUGCUCGAGGUAUGCCCCUCGAUUCGACUGCGCCUGCGAGUACGAGAUACGGGUGGAGCUACUAGACAAAAAGAAGGACGCUCUUCAAGCCUUCUCUCCCGAGAAAGUUAGCUUUGAGCAGUGGAACGAUGAGAAAUGGAACAAGAUGACCCAUGUCUUUAGGAAGUACGGACAAGGGGUGCGAUAUGUUAAAUUUGUCCACGGCGGAAAUGACAGGCAGUACUGGAAAGGAUGGUAUGGAAUUCGAGUAACAGACAGCUGCGUUGAGAUUGGUCCACCGGAGGAUAGAUAACAAGGAUUCCACAUUGAAUAUAAAUUAAAUGUAAUAUGUAAGCAUGCGGCACUUUAAAUGCAAAAUUGUGGGAUAUUGUCUAUUUUCUUUAAAUUACUGUUUGUCUAUCGUUUAACACUUGCACUCGUACCUAAUUGCUGCAAAUUACAUGCAUAUUUUGUCCAAGUAAAAUAAAAUGUUUCUAGAGAAUUACUUAUCUAUAGUCGGAGCAGAAAAAAAAUGUUUUCUCAAUUGUAUUGUAACUCAACGAUCCCAAGCCAUUUCAUUUGUCGUUCCUUGAUAUAGUCCGCCACUCAGAUGGUAUUCAAUCUGAUGGAACAUACUCUGAAUAUAGCCAUAAUAUGACUUCCUAAGGCAGUGGUUCUCAAACUUUUUAUACCGCAUACCACCACAGAAAAUAUUUGUCUCCCCAACUACCACGAUUAUGACAGAUGUUAUAAAAUAUAACAACAAACAGAAUUUGCGUAGGCCUGUGGCCCUAUUCAGCUGCGCACAUCUCAUGCAGGAGGCACAUUUAUUCUUAAAAAUAUUAUUUUUUGUUAGCUGUUGUCAGCUGUACAAAGUGGUAGCACUAGAACAGAGACACGGAAACACAUACACAUACACACACAGCAAGUGAGAACAUGAUCUCAUGGUAAAUGUAUCUCCGUUCGUACAGUGGCAGCUGGUGGUUUUCAAAGUGAGGGAGGAAGGAUUGCGUGCUUGGAUGCCAUUGACCUGCUUGCAGUGUUAGUGGCGUACGUAUGUGAGACUCAAGUUGUUUCAGGGUGUUAUGUGAAUUGAUACUAAUCCACCAGGGGCAGCAUUGUACUUUGAAAGCUGGUGGGCAUCAUGUCUUGGACUACAAGGGCAGAAGGAAAGGAUGCAUAGCCAAUUAGUCAAAUCAGGCCUACUCUUGAUUUGUAAAACUAAAUAAAAGAAAUCUGGGCGUAGAAUUUUGCCUAUUUUUGCCCUCAAUGACUGAAGCUAUUGGUUGUUAUUUGGCUAUGUUUAUUUUCAGCUACAAUUGUUCUAGGAAAAAUUAAGACACAAGACCAAAGGUGAUGCCAUUUAAAAUGCAUAAUGCUCUGAAUCAUUCACUAACAUCCUUUCCACAAUAUCAAACAGAACGAUCGGAGUAACAAACAAUCAAAAGAACAACAAGAACAUUAUUUAACAACUAUUUGCAUGGGCUGUAAGCCUAACAUUGUUUGAGGCAAAUGUGGACGUUAAUGGAUGUUACAGAAUGUUGGUCAUGGUGUUAAUACAAUUAAGAUUGAGGGACUUCAUUUAUAGAUCAAAUCAAUCCUCCUCGCGGGCUCCGCAGCCCGGCCGCAGGUGCCGCAUGUGUGAACCCCAUGUUGUUCACCGGCCGCCAACACUUUCGGGGAAAUGAAUAGGAGUCAAUGGAGGCUGGGGGAGGAACGUCCUCCCUGAAGUAAUUGCCGAUCGCCGAUAGGAGCUGCUAAUGUCCCUUUACCGAGGGAAACGAACAUUACAUAUUCAAAGGUAUUAAGUAGAGCUGUCAGUUAAACGCGUUAUUAACGGCGUUAACGCAAACCAAAUUUAACGGCGUUAAUUUUUUUUAUCGCGCGAUUAACGCAAUUAUUUUAUAUAUAAAAAAUAAAAAAAUAAAAAAAAUUUCUUUGGCUCAAAACAAAGCAGCAGUAGCCUGACUGCUAUGUUCAAAUUACAUUUGUUCAAAGCAGUCGUUUAAUUGCACUAUAGGCUCUUUUUUUGUGAUCAGUGUGUAUGCCAAUGUUAUCAAUAAAAAAUCAUUUGCACAAGGCAAGCCGAUGCACUUCACCAUGUUGCGAUUAAUCACGAUUAAAUAUUUUAAUCGCUUGACAACUCUAGUAUUAAGGGAAUUAAUUCAGUAGGCUGGGCAAUGUAAAUGUUUUAUUCUCAACAAUGUUAAGGAGGAUCUUCCUCCCUCUCUUCACUGCAUUCAUACUAGUAUUUUGAUCGUUUUUAAUCUAACAAUUUUUUUUUUCUGAUUCCUCUGCGUACCACUUGAUAGCGGUAGUACGCAUACCAUAGUUUGAGAACCACUGUCCUAAGGUAACUGGUUUCAUUGAUCCAUCUCAUAGUAAAACACGGUACACUUGUUGAUAGCGAGAGCCAUUUAAGAAAAACAAAUCACUCUCAUUUGAAAAAUUCUUGGUGUAUGUUUCUGCUAUGCUUUGCACUUUUGUUCACAAUAAACAAUUUUAAACAAAUACAA
Gadus morhua (Atlantic cod) is the source of this 3149-nucleotide messenger RNA. Its product is annotated as F-box only protein 6. Gene Ontology annotation, biological process: glycoprotein catabolic process; SCF-dependent proteasomal ubiquitin-dependent protein catabolic process; ERAD pathway. NCBI's taxonomy places the organism in Eukaryota, Metazoa, Chordata, Actinopteri, Gadiformes, Gadidae. Bases 119 to 946 code for a protein of 275 amino acids. The record is from RefSeq and is a predicted model, not a curated record. Gene Ontology annotation, molecular function: protein binding; ubiquitin protein ligase activity. Gene Ontology annotation, cellular component: SCF ubiquitin ligase complex; cytoplasm. The transcript is spliced from 6 exons.